ACGAAAUUAAAGUAAUGUCAGUUGGCUUCCUAUUAAACUCACCAGAUGCCCCUGUUAUUUGGAAAGGUCCAAGAAAAACUACAAUGAUUCGUCGUUUCCUUAAAGAUACAUUCUGGGGCAAGCAAGAUUAUUUAGUUAUAGAUACACCACCUGGUACUAGCGAUGAACAUCUUUCAAUCAUAAAUUCAUUAAAAACCUGUAAUCCAGAUGGGGCAGUUUUAGUUACCACUCCACAAGACCUUUCAGUAGACACUGUCAAGAAAGAAAUCGACCUUUGCAGAGAACUUAAAGUACCAAUUAUUGGCAUCAUCGAAAAUCUAUCUGGUUUUGUAUGUCCAUGUUGUGAUGAAGUGACCGAAAUUUUUAAAUCUGAUGGUGGUAGAAAGUUAGCAGAGCAAUAUAAUAUACCAUUCCUUGGUAAAAUUCCAAUAGAUACAAACUUGGGUCAAUGCGCUGAAAACGGCAAAUGUUCAAUCUGUGAAUUUUCCGAAACACCAGGUUCAAAAUCUAUUCAAUCAAUUAUCGAAAAAAUUGAAGAGAUUAUAAACGAAAAUAAACAAAAAAGAAUUUAAAAAUAAACCUAAUAUUUUUAAUAAUU
Dictyostelium purpureum is the source of this 598-nucleotide messenger RNA. RefSeq lists its product as uncharacterized. Lineage: Eukaryota; Evosea; Eumycetozoa; Dictyosteliales; Dictyosteliaceae. Gene Ontology annotation, cellular component: cytosol. The coding region runs from base 15 to 572 and encodes 185 amino acids. The transcript has a single exon. Gene Ontology annotation, molecular function: ATP binding; iron-sulfur cluster binding; ATP-dependent FeS chaperone activity. Gene Ontology annotation, biological process: iron-sulfur cluster assembly. The record is from RefSeq and is a predicted model, not a curated record.